UCCCGUAUAAUUAAGAUUUGCUUCAUUCAGGCGGGAGAUUUGGAAACAACAACAAUUGACUCUGUACGGCUUUUGUCAAGCCAAAAAUACACAAAUCCGGCGUACAGCUCAGACUUUAACAGAUCGGUGAAUUCAUGGGAGUCAUUGACCAAAUGGAGUUGGACUUUCUAACGAAUCAACAGUUGUUGUCAUUUUUCCACCGCAAAAAGACGGAGAUUUCGUGCAUUGAGCAACCGCACAUUUUCCUCUCACAGCUGAGAGACUACGACCUGUUGCCGGAGCCGCUGUUUGAGAAAGUGAAAAAGAUGCACAAACGAGAUCAGAAGCAGAAAGGAGUCUAUGAGGUUCUGGACUGGCUGGAGAAAGAGAGAUCUCAGCACAUGCAUAAAUUCUGGCGCUGUGUGUUUAAAGAUCAUAUCGUGCAGAAGUACCCCACGCUAUGCCUGCUCAAAAACCAGAUGCCAGAUGCUGUCAUCAGUUUCUCAGAGGAGCCUCCAGAUGCUGAGACACUGACAAAAGAGAGUGAAGGAAUAAUGAAGAAAGCGAAGCAGAGGAAAAACACAAGAAAGAGAAAUAGAGAUGGCAAAAGUAGUGAGGAUAGUGGUGAUCCAGGUCCGUCUUCUGCUUCCACUCCGACUCGCAAGAAACCAGCCAAGAAACCCUCAUUCUCAUCUCCUGUAAAGAAAGGAGACAAUCAGGAGAUUUGGAUGUUUCCUAUUUAUAAAACCCAGUUGCCUGUAAAAUGUGGGGAUAAAGAAGGCACUCUCUAUCGGGACAAACUGCCUAAAGGAGAGAAAUGUAUUUUGGCUCGGGGACUCUGGUUCUCCCCAUCUGAGUUUGAAAAGUUUGCAGGGAAGGAAAAGAGCAAAAACUGGAAAGUUAGCAUCCGCUGCAGAGAUACACCACUUAAAAAACUCAUCGAGGAGAAUCAUCUUCAGUGUCCACCGAUGGAGAGAAGAAAGAGGAAAUGUGUCCAAAAAAACAAGACAAAGCUGUUUUGCAUCAGUUCAUCGGAGAGCUCCAGUCCAAAUUCAGAAACUACCGCCAGUUCAGAAGAGGAAAGUGAUGCUGAAGACUUCCAGGAGGAGAGCAGGAGCUCAGGAGGAGGAUCACAGAUUAGAAGUAGAGUUGGUGAUGAGGAGGAAGAUGAGAUGGCAGAUCUGACUGUUUUCCAGGCUCCAGCUUUACCAGUCACCUGCGUCUCACUCACUGGGACUCUGUACAAAGACAGGUUUGCCACAGGGAGGCGUGGGAAGAGUAUACGGACUGAAGUACGCUGGUUCACUCCGGAGGAAUUUGUAAAGGAGGAACCCACUCUCACCGAUGGACUCUGGAAAAGAGAUAUACUGUGCCAUGGAAAAACUCUCAACUUUUUAUGCAAGAAAAAGAUCCUGCAGAUUCAUUCUCUUCUGUGUGAAUGUGUGAAAUGCAGCCCUGGUCCAAAAGACCUGAUGGACCAGAACAACGAUGAUGUGUGUUAUGCCUGUCGCUGUGGGCAAGAUCUGUCGUGUUGUGAUGAAUGUCCACGGGCUUUUCAUUCAGACUGUCACCUACCAGCUGUACCUGAAGGCUCUGGGAAAUGGAUUUGCACCUAUUGCGUGUUAAAAACCAGUCAACAGUGGCGUGUUUCCAGUAACAUGACUGAACAGGAAGCUUUUGAUGCUCCAGUAUCUCAAUAUAUACUGCAGUGCCACUACCUGCUGUUAUGUAUGUACAAGGAGGAUAUCCAGAGGGUGUUUGUAGAGGAUCCACGCCCAAAUGUGGACAGAUACUCUGAGUUCAUUUCUCAGCCAAUGUGGCUGGACAGAAUAAAGUCGAAGUUGGAAGAUAACAAGUAUCUGAAGUUUGGAGAGUUCGUCUCUGACUUUCGGCUCAUUUUCAGCAACUGCGAGAAAUUUAAUCAGGACAAUGAGUUUGGUCAAUUGGGUGCCAAACUGAAGGAAAUAUUUGAGGAGGAGAUCCAGAAAAUCUUCUUUAUCCAAUAACAGCUUUCUUUCCCAAAUUGUUCAAAUAAGUGGAGCUUUAAGUAGCUUUCAAUGUUCAAUUUAUCCCAUUAUAAUGUAAGUGAGGUGUAAAGAGUACCUGAAAAAGUUACAUGUUACCAAUUUGAAAACCACUUGAGUAAUCGUCCUAGAGAAACAUAUAUUAUUAGCUCCUAAAUAUUUUAUUCAUAUACUGUAGCUCAAAGUGCACUACUUUUUGCAACCCUGGCUCAUUGGGAAUACAAGCCCUCAGCUACAUUUUUGCCAAACUGGGAAAAAAUUAUUUAAUACAAUUUAAUAUCAUGUUAAUAAAAUAAUUGGCAUACAAAUAAAUAGCACAAAAACAACUUAAAUAUGUCUGUGAUAGCCCCGGCUAUCUCCAUAUGGAUGACUUUUCAGGUGAGGUCAGUUUGCUUGGUAGCUAGCCUUGGAUGAUAUCAUACAGAAAACAGGUAAAAAAUUAUAAUAAUAAUGUUAAAUCAUACUAAAAUAUGCAGCUGCUAUGUGCUUUUCUCUUCUCGUUUGCUUUUGAAAACACUAUCAUUUGGAUUUAGGGAAGGGGGAGGAUCAGUCGAGUGUUAAAUCCAGUCACGUAUCUAGAGCACUUUAAAGAAAUAAAAACUCAGCCAUGGAGACAGUUCAGAUUUUGUUGUGAAGCAGCUCUAAAAGUAAAUUUUUAUUAUGUAAUUUAAAUUAGUUUCAUUGGUAAUAGGCAGUUCUACAAUAGACAGCAAUGUUGUUAUUCAGCUCAAGGAUUUCAGAUUUGAUUCAGUCUUUAUUCACCUUUUAAUAUUGAUUUUUAAUAGAUUUUUAAUGUUGCGGAAUGAUUUAGUUUUUUAAUC
Molecule: messenger RNA, 2824 nt
Organism: Danio aesculapii
Lineage: Eukaryota; Metazoa; Chordata; Actinopteri; Cypriniformes; Danionidae
Gene: sp100.1
Product: SP110 nuclear antigen, tandem duplicate 1
Exons: 16
Coding region: 135-1985 (616 amino acids)
Biological process (GO): regulation of transcription by RNA polymerase II
Cellular component (GO): nucleus
Molecular function (GO): DNA-binding transcription factor activity, RNA polymerase II-specific; DNA binding; protein binding
Source: RefSeq, a predicted model, not a curated record